AUGUAUAAAAUGGAAUAUUCUUACCUCAAUUCCUCCGCCUACGAGUCGUGCAUGGCCGGGAUGGACACGUCGAGCCUGGCGUCGGCGUACGCGGACUUCAGCUCGUGCAGCCAGGCCGGCGGCUUCCAGUACAACCCCAUCCGGACCUCCUUCGGGGCCACGUCCGGCUGCCCCUCGCUCACGCCCGGAUCCUGCAGCCUGGGCACGCUGCGGGACCACCAGAGCAGCCCCUACGCCGCAGUGCCCUACAAGCUCUUCACCGACCACGGCGGCCUGAACGAGAAGAGGAAGCAGCGGCGCAUCCGGACCACCUUCACCAGCGCCCAGCUCAAGGAGCUGGAGCGGGUCUUCGCCGAGACCCACUACCCGGACAUCUACACCCGCGAGGAGCUGGCCCUCAAGAUCGACCUCACCGAAGCCCGCGUCCAGGUGUGGUUCCAGAACCGUCGGGCGAAGUUCCGCAAGCAGGAGCGGGCGGCGGCGGCGGCGGCGGCGGCGGCCAAGAGCGGCCCGUCGGGCAAGAAGGCGGAGGCGUCGCGGGACGAGGAGGCGAAGGAGGCGAAGAGCACCGACCCGGACAGCACGGGCGGCCCCACCCCCAACCCGGCGCCCAGCUGCGGCGGCCCCAGCCCGUCGGGGGUGGGCGGCGUGGGGGGUCCCGGGCCGGAGGCGGCGGCGGGCAAAGGCGGGCCGUCGGGGCCCGGCGGGCUGGCGGCGGCGGCGGUGGCGGCGGGGCCCGGGCCGGGCUGGGCCCCCGGGCCGGGGCCCAUCACGUCCAUCCCGGAUUCCUUAGGCGGGCCCUUCGCCAGCGUCCUCUCGUCGCUGCAGAGACCCAACGGCACCAAAGGCACCUUGGUCAAGGGCGGCAUGUUUUGA
Euleptes europaea (tarantolino) is the source of this 876-nucleotide messenger RNA. RefSeq names its product paired like homeobox 2B (gene PHOX2B). Gene Ontology annotation, biological process: regulation of transcription by RNA polymerase II. NCBI's taxonomy places the organism in Eukaryota, Metazoa, Chordata, Lepidosauria, Squamata, Sphaerodactylidae. The transcript is spliced from 3 exons. The coding region runs from base 1 to 876 and encodes 291 amino acids. The record is from RefSeq and is a predicted model, not a curated record. Gene Ontology annotation, molecular function: DNA-binding transcription factor activity, RNA polymerase II-specific; RNA polymerase II transcription regulatory region sequence-specific DNA binding.